GUCCGAGAGGGCAGUCCUGCCUGACGGCCAGCGCGUACCUGACGGCCAGCAGCAGCGCAGCCCUUGGCGUGCCUCAUCCCACGCUGCGCCGUGCCAUGGCGGGAGGCCUGGUGUCGCUGGAGGCAUGCUUGGAGCGGUGCAUCCCACCCGAGGACCUUGCUGAGGUGAAGCGGAUCCUUUAUGGCGGCGAGGCGAGAAAACUUAAUUUGCCAGCUGCUGCUCUAUCAGCAGCUCAAGAAAGAGAUUUUGAGCUACAGGGCUAUGGAUUUGAAGCUGCCCCAGAGCAACUGAGAAGGCCACGUAUUGUUCGAGUGGGACUGGUACAGAAUAAAAUUCCACUUCCCACAGACACACCAGUGGCAGUCCAGGUGGCUGCACUGCACAGACGAAUUGAGGAGAUUGUGGAAGUAGCUGCAUUAUGUGGGGUCAACAUAAUUUGUUUCCAGGAGGCUUGGACCAUGCCCUUUGCUUUUUGUACAAGAGAGAAGCUUCCUUGGACUGAAUUUGCUGAGUCAGCAGAGGAUGGGCCAACAACAAAAUUCUGUCAAGAGCUGGCAAAGAAAUACAACAUGGUUGUGGUAUCUCCAGUCCUGGAGCGAGAUGAAAUACACGGGGGAACUUUGUGGAAUGCUGCAGUGGUCAUUUCUAAUUCUGGAGCUGUCCUUGGCAAAAGUAGGAAAAAUCAUAUUCCAAGGAUUGGAGAUUUCAAUGAGUCUACUUACUAUAUGGAAGGAAAUAGAGGACACCCGGUGUUUCAGACACAGUUUGGAACAAUUGCUGUGAAUAUCUGCUAUGGGCGCCAUCACCCUCUGAACUGGCUCAUGUUUAGUAUGAAUGGAGCAGAGAUCAUCUUUAACCCUUCAGCCACUAUUGGAUCUCUCAGCGAGUCACUGUGGCCAAUUGAAGCAAGAAAUGCUGCCAUAGCUAAUCACUGUUUUACUUGUGCCAUCAACAGGGUAGGAACGGAGUACUACAAAAAUGCCUUUACUUCUGGAGAUGGUAGAGAAGCACACCAUGAGUUGGGCUAUUUUUAUGGCUCAAGUUACGUAGCUGCACCAGAUGGCAGCAGGACCCCAGGUCUCUCUCGCGUUCAGGAUGGACUUCUGGUGGUAGAGAUGGAUCUAAAUCUUUGCAGGCAAGUCAGUGACAAAUGGAAUUUUAAGGGCAUAUCUAUUUUCCCCUCAUUUGUGGCCAAGACAGAAGUAAUUCUUGCUAUGAGGGGAAGGAGGAAGUAUGAAGUCAUCAGUUAUCUGCAGAAAAACCCUUGACAGCAAGUAGGAACUAUUUAACCUGCUCUGGUAUCUGCAGUUUGUAUUCAAUGAUGCCUGAAAGGGACAUGAAGUAAAAUGUCUUUGCUAAACUCAGAGCAGCAAAAUAGUUAAAUGAAUUGGCCUCAUUACACUCUGGCACAAAAGAAGUAAUUCGUUCCUCUCAGGGCCAAUGUUGUAGACUCUGCGUUUCAGAAGAGGAUGAUAGCACUAUGUAAAAUGCUAUAUUUCAGCCUCCUAGCUUACUGUAUCACCCAAAGCAGUGACAGUGUUUUGUAUUAUUAUUGGAUAAAGUAAGAGCAGCCCAAAUAACAUCAGUGGCACAUAAGCAAAAUUCCUGCUGGCAGCAGGGUUCAUCGGUUGUCAAGGGCAUAAUAUGAAAACAUAAUUACAAAUACACUCCUUUGCCUUCAUUGACAUAACUUAAAGAGAAUAUUGUUGAUGCAUAAGAGAGGUAAGUCCACCGUUCACAUUCAACUUUCAGCUAUUCAGGAUAACCAAAACAGCCAUAAGUAAUGAGUCAGCAGACAUGACUGUAAAU
Falco peregrinus (peregrine falcon) is the source of this 1809-nucleotide messenger RNA. It is a transcript of the gene UPB1, whose product is annotated as beta-ureidopropionase 1. The transcript has 10 exons. The record is from RefSeq and is a predicted model, not a curated record. Gene Ontology annotation, molecular function: beta-ureidopropionase activity. NCBI's taxonomy places the organism in Eukaryota, Metazoa, Chordata, Aves, Falconiformes, Falconidae. The coding region runs from base 96 to 1268 and encodes 390 amino acids.